UGUUGUUUGUGUUGAUAUACUUGGUUUCGUAUUAUUUCAUGGUGGCAAUGGGGAUCAUACAUACGUGAACAAAGCCUCAAGUAACCCACACGAUACAUUGAAACUUUAAAGAGUACAAGUAGGAGAACACUUUCUUUUUUUUGGUUAAAGUCUAAGAGGUUAAUAUGAUUAUAUGAGAGUGGCCCUAAACCUAUAUCAUAUUCGUUGAUAAAUUUGAAUCUCGUUCCUAUCUACUUGUAUUACCACAAUGAAAUUUCGAACUUCUUAUUUUAGUCAACGAGACCCAAUGAUUAAGACAUUAAGUGAUUACAAAAUGAGAGAGACCACCCAACCAUCGUCUAACGUAUCUCUCGAGACAUCAAAGUCCACAGUUUGACCACGACACUUCUGACGUGUAACACCAUGUCACUAGUAUUAUGCCAUUUCACCAACCAUACCACAAGGGUUUCAAUAUCAAGUACCCAAGUGAUAUAACUUUCUCCUCUCUUUCUUAAUUAAGAUAACUUCUCUAUCUCUCUCUCGUUGGGAUAAAAAAGAAGAAGAAUAGGAAAAUGUCAGAGUGGGUUGCGGUGGUGGUGGCGACGGUGUUGUUUGUAGUGCUGAGCCCUGGAUUGUUGUUUCAGGUUCCGGGAAACAACAACUUUGUAGACUUCGGGAAGAUGGAAACCAGCGGAUACUCAAUCCUUCUCCACGCCUUCCUUUACUUCGGCCUUGUCACUGUCUUCACCGUCGUCAUCCACUUUCCGGGCACUUAAUUCUACGUAAAGCUUUUUCUUCCUAUAUAUAUAUGCUUUUACCUUUUCUAUAUUAUCAGUUUUACCAUGUUUUCCUUUUUCACGUAAUUAUUAUGCUAUUUUAAUGAUAUAUCUAAUGUAAUUCACUCAAAAGAAGAACAAAAACUUACGAUAUGAUGCAUAAAAACUUGUUUCGAAAUUUUCAGUAUAAUGACGAAAUGGAGAGUUGUUGACCAGUUAUACAUUU
Arabidopsis lyrata subsp. lyrata is the source of this 981-nucleotide messenger RNA. RefSeq lists its product as uncharacterized. The coding region runs from base 552 to 755 and encodes 67 amino acids. The record is from RefSeq and is a predicted model, not a curated record. The transcript has a single exon. NCBI's taxonomy places the organism in Eukaryota, Viridiplantae, Streptophyta, Magnoliopsida, Brassicales, Brassicaceae.